Molecule: messenger RNA, 3158 nt
Organism: Cyprinus carpio (common carp)
Lineage: Eukaryota; Metazoa; Chordata; Actinopteri; Cypriniformes; Cyprinidae
Product: CKLF-like MARVEL transmembrane domain-containing protein 4
Exons: 4
Coding region: 528-1154 (208 amino acids)
Cellular component (GO): membrane
Source: RefSeq, a predicted model, not a curated record
UCGACAUUAAACCGUUUCGCGUUUUAAUGAAUCCUAUAUUGUGAUCUUCACCUGCAUAAGGAAAGACAAGAACUGCAAAGCUUGACGUUUAGAAGUAUGACUGUUUUGUGCUUUUGCUUCUCUAAAAACUGUCGUCAAGACUUCACAUAAAAGCCUCUAUCCUCACAGGAAUGUAGUUUGGAGGGCGGAGACUCGCAACAACAUUACAUUCUGCAUCCAGAAACUGUGAAAUAUGGACACUGCCAUGAGAACAGCCGUGAUCGUUCGAGAUCAUUCAGCACUCUUCCCAACAGGAUCCGAGCACAGCGCGACGGCAGGAACGGAGCUGGAGAGGACGGAGAGCUGGAUGUAGUGUUUGUGCUCUGGAUCUGUAGGUCAUACACACGGCUGGAGUUUACGGUGAUCGUUUUGUAACGAGGGUUGUUCUUAGUUGAGACAUUGUUUUCUGCCUGGCUGGUUUCAGAGGACCAGGGGACCGCGAAACAUCUCUUAUAUCUGGGCCGGACGUGGAGAUAAAAGAGUUCAGCAUGAGGAAUAACGAGGAGACUGAGGGCUUUGAUGGCGAGGCCUCCAACACCUCCAUGAUUUCAGGAGCCAAUAGUCCGUAUCAGCCGACCACCGAGCCCGUGCACUCCAGAAACGUGUUCAGGUCCAUCAGGUGUGACCUGGACUAUAUCAAAUCACAUUUCGGUAUUUUAAAAGUUAUCGAAGUGGUCCUGGCUCUCAUUUCUUUCAUCUUCAUUGAGACCAUAAUGAUGUGCUCGCCCUGUGCCGGCGUCUACCUCUUUGAGUUUGUCAGCUGCAGUGCCUUCGUUGUCACAGGCGUCUUGCUCCUCAUCUUCAGCCUGAACCUGCACACCAAAGUGCCCCAUAUCAACUGGAGUCUAACAGAUCUGAUCAACACUGCCACCAGCACCUUGUUCUUCUUUCUGGCUUCAGUGGUUUUGGCAGCUCUCAACCAUCAAACUGGAGCAGAGAUCGCAGCUGUGAUUUUCGGGUUCCUGGUGACGGCUGUGUAUGGUCUAAACACAUUUUUGGCAGUACGGAGAUGGCGUCUCGGGGACUCGCGAGAUGGACCCCUGCAGACCAGCGAGUACAUCCGCGCCCGCACAGCCUCGCGGGGAGAGGUGGAGUCACGGCCUGAGCUACAGUAAAGUACACAUGCAGACCAGUGAAGACUGAGACGAGCAAAGCCUCGUCUGCAUUCCUGUCACAGUGUGCUCUUUCACAUCCUCGUGAUGAGAUCCUGACGAGCGGCCGUCAGGAGGAGCGCUUACAAACAAACAAUUGCGUGAACAGUCACAAAAUGGAACAACCCUCAGGCCAGCGUCUUCUGACUUUAUACUUAAAUACUGUAUAUUUCUGUUAACUAAGGGCUUUACCUUCUAAUGAUCUGGAUAAUUAUUGACUGAAACUCACUCCACUGUGCUCCUAAACUCCCAGCGGGGAAAGGUUUUAUUAAUAAAACGGACAAAACCUGUCAGUCACAGUUUGAAAAACCCCUUUCUAUUUAGCUUUGCAUUCCAUUUAGAAUGCAACUAUGCCUAAAAUGUCUUAUCAAGGAUCAAAAAUAACUAUACAGAAUGGAAUUAUGGAAAUGAAUGGUUGCUUAAUAGACUGACAUAAGUGAUCUUUCUGACUGUAAUGUUUUUUUUUUUUUUUUGUGUUCCUGUAUCAAACACAUCUAGUAAACUGCCGUUGCAUUGGGCUGUUUUUCUGUAGAGAUGAAGUGACUAGAUAUUAGGAGCACCAGUAUUUAUUUUAAUGUUAAUUAUUUUUUGUAAUACCACAGCUUUGGUAGCUACAUUGCAUCAAAUGUAGAAUUUCACCUCGUGAAUGUGACCCUGCAUUGCAACAGACAGUAACAGCUUUCAGAUUGUCUGUGUGGGUGAAGGGAGGUGGGAGUUUAUGAAACUUGUUAGUCUAAUCUUUAGACGAUACAAUUUUUAGUUACUAAAUCGUGUGUGCAUAGUCUGUUGGCCAUUUGUGUUAUUUGUAAUAUUUUCUCUACUCCACUGUGUACUCCAAGUUAUCUGUAUAUGUCGAUUUAAGCAAGGGUAGAGUUUUUGAAGAAGGUGUAUAUAUUACGUAUCUGUGUGUGACAUUUUACAUUUCUGAAGGUUUCCUAUUUGUAUGAAUUCUGACACUAAUAGGCUGUAUUUGAAGGAACAAGUGUACUGCAGUACAUAUGAAUGCAUUAGCUAAACUGUGUAUCUUUUUUCUGUGUGCCUUAAUCGUAGAGGCUUUAUUAGUCGAAACUCUUGGACACUAAUGUUACGAAAACAUUAGCAGAAUAACUGCUUCACUGGGUGUGAAAUUCAAACAUUUUAUUUGCACUCUCUGAUGAACUGAUCCGUGGUAAAAUCAUCCGUUUGCUGAAGUGCUUUAUUGACCUUCUAAUGGGUCUUUUUUAAAAAGAGUAUCAUAGAAUGGCAUCGGGGGGAAAUUAAAUAUAUCUUUUACCACAGAUUUUAAGGCAUAGUGCAAUUGUACAUGAAAUUUUUUUUUUUUUUUCGUUUCACUAGAAACUGCUCAUUUGUAAUAUUCAUUUAUAUAUUCAUACUUAUGUCUUAUUUUAAGUUGUUAAAUGAAGUCACUUUUGUGUUUUUGGAAUAAGACCAAUGUUGAAAUGAAGUCAUUUUGAGGUGUGGACUCACAUUAUAGACAUAUUGAGCGUGUUGAAAAUGUUAAAAGACAAUCACAAGAAUGAUUUUUGUCUUAAUGAAGGACUCUGCAUUAAAGUGCUGAAGUCACUGAUUAUUUUUCCUGUUUUGAAAGCAAUACCGUGUUGCUUAUGCUUUAAUAAUGUGUAAGAGCUUUCACUGUGCUUUGACUUUGUGCUGAACUUCUUACUGGAAGCUUUUAGCAUCAAAAUAAUUCCUGAUUUUUAACCUUAAGGUUUGAACUGUGUUUUCAGCUCCCAAAUCAUUGAAGUGUUUCAAAAGAAACUAAGUUGGUAUUUUGAUGAUGAUUGUAACGGUUUCUUGCUGACAUUUCCCGUAUUCAAGAAAGCAAUGUUUUAUUCCAUGUAACAGUGCUAUAAAUUGGUAUUUUUGUAUUUAUAGAGCUGUGCAUAGACUUACAAAAUGCUAAUUGUUUAAAAAUAUUUGUGAUGGCAAUCUUUUCCUCAAAUAAAUGGAUUCGGAUGGACUUGAUCU